Messenger RNA from Eptesicus fuscus (big brown bat), 1720 nucleotides. RefSeq names its product WD repeat domain 53 (gene WDR53). Lineage: Eukaryota; Metazoa; Chordata; Mammalia; Chiroptera; Vespertilionidae. Gene Ontology annotation, molecular function: protein binding. The transcript has 5 exons. Bases 372 to 1535 code for a protein of 387 amino acids. The record is from RefSeq and is a predicted model, not a curated record.
GGGCGCCGGUGGGUGAGGUCAUCACGAGGCGCCGCGGAGGGACGCAGGGAGAGCAGGUAGGAAGGAGUGUGGCGCCGGUGGGCUCGAGACUGGCCCACCGCGCCUUUUCCUCUUUUGGGUCUUAGCGGUCCACAACGGCUUUCCCGGGCCUCUCUUCCUGUUAGACUUCUCUGUGUCAGCGAGGUCCCCGUGGCCGACGCCACCCUCACGCUGGAAACUUCCCUCGCCGAGCUAGCCACUCCCGGGCGCCGUCGCCUUCGGCCGAAUUGGACCUUCGUUCUCCACCUUCGGCAGCUACGGGGGUCUUUUCCUGGUUGGGUUCUCUUCAGAACGUGUGGCCCAGCGUGUGUUCGGAAAUCUUCUCAGCCAUUAUGGCUGUCAAGUGGAUUGGUGGACAUUCUUCUCCUAUUCUCUGCCUGAAUGCAAGUUCAGAAGGACUAGUGGCUUCUGGAGCAGAGGGUGGAGAUCUCAUGGCUUGGGGUGAAGAUGGGACUCCAUUGGGACACACACGCUUUGAAGGGGCCAACGACGUUACCUGUGUCUUAUUCUCUCCCUCCUGCCCCACCAAGCUCUAUGCCUCGCAUGGAGAAACUAUUAGUAUACUGGAUGUGAGAUCCCUCAAAGGUUCCCUGGACCAUUUUCAUGUGAAUGAAGAAGAAAUAAAUUGCCUUUCAUUAAAUGAAACUGAAAACCUGCUGGCUUCUGCUGAUGACUCCGGAGCAAUCAAAAUCCUAGACUUGGAAAAUAAGAAAGUUAGCAGAUCGCUGAAGAGACAUUCCAAUAUCUGUUCUUCUGUGGCUUUUCGGCCUCAAAGGCCUCAGAGCCUGGUGUCAUGUGGACUGGAUAUGCAGGUGAUGCUAUGGAACCUUCAGAAAGCCCGGCCACUCUGGAUUACCAAUUUACAGGAGGAUGAAACAGAAGAAAUGGAGAGCCUACAGUCACCGGACCACAAACUCCAAGCUUUAGAAGCACAGUUUAAAGAACUGGACUUCACCAAGGAUAAUCUGACACAGAAAUUUGAACAUCAUAGCAAAAUGUUGGCAAGCCAGGCAGCCCAAGAUGAGCUGUGGACAGCAGUUCUGGCACUCAAGUUCACUUCAAUGGAAUUAAAUAUUAUAUACAGCUAUGUCAGUGAAGUACUCAUCUGCUUGCACACUCGUGUGCUUGAGAAGCUGCCAGACCUGGUGAGAAGUCUUCCUACCUUAGCCUCUGUCCUUAGAAGAAAAGUCAAGAACAAGCGCAUUAGAGUCGUAUGGGAAUCUGUCCUGGAGGAGUGUGGGCUGCAAGAAGGAGAUACCACAGCACUUUGUACCUUCUUUAUUGCACAUGGCAACAAGGCAGAACACUACAGUGCCAAAGUGAGACAGAUGUACAUCAGGGAUGUCACUUUCAUGAUCACCAACAUGGUAAAGAACCAGGCUCUGCAGAAUGCUUUGCUGAUGGCUGUCCAGCUCAUUGAGAAGGGGAAAGCAGUGACAGCCCCUGAAGAGCAAAAGUCAUCCCUAAAAGAGUUGAUGCCAAUUGUCAAAAACUAACCUGUUACCUUAUGACCUAGCAAUUCCACUUCCAGUAAUUUAUCUUGCAAAUAAGAAAAAAAUAUGUAUAUACAAUUUUGCUAUGGACUUAUUUUUAUAGCAAAAUUUGGGAGAGUAUUAGAGAAAUUAUGAUAAAUAGAUACAAUGGAUAUUUCUGUAUAGUCAUAUAAAAGAAUGAAGAAGCU